This is a messenger RNA of Austrofundulus limnaeus, 3700 nucleotides long. Its product is annotated as vang-like protein 1. Gene Ontology annotation, biological process: multicellular organism development. The transcript has 9 exons. Gene Ontology annotation, cellular component: membrane. The record is from RefSeq and is a predicted model, not a curated record. NCBI's taxonomy places the organism in Eukaryota, Metazoa, Chordata, Actinopteri, Cyprinodontiformes, Rivulidae. Bases 383 to 2002 code for a protein of 539 amino acids.
GGACGCCCUCUGGUGGCGGACAGUAAAAUAACACCCAGAUUGUGGAGCRCUGAGCUCCAUCCAUCCUGCCUUCCUCUCCGCUCCUGGAUCCACCGAAAAUAAAAGGCUUCGAGUGAGAGACGGAGCCUCUCGGUUCGGUUCGAGCAAGAUCCACUGACAGCCCUUUUUAAAGGAAUACURGGACACUUCGGAUGCAAAGGCUCAUGUGGCGUUCGAAGCAGCUCUCUGGGAUUGCUGUCAAUCACUGUGGAUUCCUGAGGUCUGUCGCCACAGCAACCCACUCCUCCUCUUGAGCGCCGCUGCCAACUUCCUCCCUCUGCCACACGACGAGCCCCCUCCUCAUCGUCGUCAGCCCUGCCCAAAUCACCAAAUCUGAGCUGGAAUGGACACGGAGUCGACCCACUCUGGCUACUCCAGUCGCUCUGGGAGAUCAAACCGACAUGGCGAUCGAAGCCGCGACCGGCACAAAGCCAGCAGCAGCAAAGACAGCAGCCGCUCAGAGAGAUCUGUGGUCAUCAACCCCCCYGACACGCCGUCGCAGGACUCCCCGGUGCACAACGACGAGCCGCUGCCUGGAGAACCCACGCCUGCAGCAGACCAUGGAGAAGACGCUCAGGAUGACAACUGGGGGGAAACCACCACAGCUGUGACAGGAACUUCAGAGCUCAGUAUUUCUCAGGAGGAGGUUGUCGGCCUCGGGAAGGAGAUCCAGGAUCGAACCCAGGGUUUCUGGCGCUAUCUACCCUUAGCUGUGGGUUCAUGCGUGGGGCUGCUGGUUCUGGCCACCCCGCUGGUCUUCCUGCUUCUUCCAGCCGUGAUGUGGCCCGACAGACUAAAUGCUUGUGGCGCGGCCUGCGAGGGUCUCUUUCUCUCCAUAUCCUUCAAGAUCCUCAUGCUCCUGGUGGCUAUAUGGGCCCUGUUCCUGAGGCCGGGUCGGGCCUGCUUACCCCGGGUGUGUGUGUAUCGUGCCUUCCUCACUACGCUUACACUCCUACUCACCAUGUCUUACUGGCUUUUCUAUGGGGUCCGGAUCCUCGAUGCACAGGAUGAGGAUUACCCCGGUAUCGUUCAGUUUGCUGUGUCCCUGGUGGACUCCCAGCUGUUUGUCCACUACCUGGCGGUGGUGCUGCUGGAACUCCGCCACGUUCGGCCCUGCUACAGCGUUUGUGUGAUCCGCUCCACAGACGGAGAGACACGCCACUACAACAUUGGGCAGCUCAGCAUUCAAAGGGCUGCUUUGUCCAUUUUGGAGUAUUACUACAGAGACUUUCCACUUCACAACCCUGCGCUUUUGUCUGCCUCCAAACACCGGGCUGCCAAACACCUGGCUGGGUUAAAAGUCUACAACGUAGACGCCCCAGGGAGCACGGCGGCUGCUCAGCCCAGCGAUGGAAGUCAGCCGCGGUCUCUGGCUACGCCUGCCACCAAACGCAARGACAAYGCGCACAACGAGCUGUACUAYGAAGAGGCCGACUACGAACGGAGAGUUCGCAAACGCAGAGCACGGUUGGUGGUGGCCGUGGAGGAGGCCUUCACACAUGUCCGGCGCAUGAAGAAAGAGGACGAGAAUGCGACACCGUCUGACAUCAUGGACGUCCACGAGGCCGCUCUGGCUGUAUUUCCCUCCAUGGCUCGAGCCCUGCAGAAAUACCUCCGCACCACCAGGAGGCAGCACUGCCACAGCAUGGAGAGCAUCCAGAAGCACCUCGCCUUUUGUCUUGUUAAUAACAUGAGCCCAAAGGCCUUCCUCGAGACCUACCUCGGUCCUGGUCCGACCCUGCAGUACGGCCCUGAGCGCUGGAUGGCAGAUCAGUGGACUUUGAUCAGCGAGGCCUCUGUCACCAGCGGCGUUAAGGAGGGGACCGAGUUUCUUCUCAAGUGUCUUGACUUCAGCUUAGCCGUCACAGUGAAGGGCAUUCCUUACAUCCGUCUGACCGAGGAGUACAUCGACCCCAAGUCACACAAGUUUAUACUGCUGCUCCAAUCAGAAACCUCCGUUUAGUACCGACACAGUCGAUUGGAACUGUUAAAAGUUUUCUGACUGGGUUUUUUAUUGGGUUUUUUUUAAAGACAAUUUUUUCUACUGUUUUUUGUACUUAUGUGUAGUUUUCUCAUAUAAAGUAUUUUGUCCUCGUAUUGGGAGACUUGAAAGAUCAUUCAUGAUCCAAAAGAAGGUGGAAGGACGCUUGAAUUUCUGCGUGGACGUUUGCAGGGCACAGUUUAGUCAUUCCUCUAUGCACAAACAUCUGUCACCCUUUGUUUGCAUCUGUCUGUGCGGCCUGCUGUGCUGUAGGAAAACGUGGCAUUUAGCACUAAAGUGUGAUUUUGAAAAUGCAAAGCAGUACACGUCAAGUGCUUUUCUUGGAGGUCUACACUGGCGUCUGUUUCAACUAAUUUACCCAGACUACUUUUUUUAUCCUAAUCAUUAUUUAUAAUCAUUCUUUAUUACAGAGGCAUGUACAGUAUUUAUAUGUAAAUACACUUUAUCCCAAGGAUGUUUUUUUAUAACGUCCAAGAUUUUUUACCUUGUGUAUUUAUGCUUCAUUUGAUUGUGUUAUUAAACAUCAUAUAGCCUAAAGAUAUGUUUGAAAAAAAUGUCAAAAACUACUUCCAACCACUAAACUGCUGAAUACUUAAUAGUUACUAAAUUAGGAAGAAAAACUGAAAACACACUGUAACUGAGUGUUUACUUUGUGCAAAUAAUGGACAAUACAUUUUUAUGCAUAAGUGUUUAUUUGCUAUCAGUGACCUUAAAGCACAAUACUAAAGGAUCUUGUUUUAAAACAAAUUUCUGGAUUUGACAUAAAACAUUUAGGACAUUCUUGCAUAAGUCUGUUUAAAAAAAUGAAUAACUUAUAUUCUCAUGCUGGCAGAUGUUUAGGGAAGUGUUAAAAUGAAUAAUUUAGUUUGAACGAACUGAAAUGUUUAUUUUUUUUUUUUUAUUUAAUUUGUAUAUUUUAUUUUUGAUGCUCUACUGCCAUCUACUGGCCAAGACUGAAACAGUUCUCCAAAUACCUGUCGGGAUGUUUGUGUCUGAAGAAGUGAUGUGUGUCACUUUGUCCUUUUUUUUGUGUGUGUGUGUGUGUGCGUGUGUGUGUGUAUUUAUGAGGCUUGUUGUGUUCUACAUUCUGAAAGUAUUUCUGUGWGAGUGUAGUUUUGUUUAUGUCUGUUUAGGAGUGUUGAUGGUUGUAAAUACCUUCUCUUCUUCACUACACUCGUGCCUCAGUUAUACUUCAUCCUUGGCUCAACGUACAUCAAAAACAUGUGUGUGUGCGUGCGUGUAUUUGCUUCAUUGUGGGGACCAUUUUCCAGAAAAACACAGCCUCGUGGGGAUCCAAUGCUCCUGGAGGCUGAUUUUGGGUGGGGGUUAACGUUUAGGACCAAGAUGUGAAUUGAGUUUAGGCUAGAUUUAGGAUCAGGUAUUUACUGGCAUGGUUAGGUUUAGGGUAAAGGGUCAGGGUUAGGCUGUAGAAAUGGUUGGAAAAUGAAUGGAAGUCAAUGCAAGGUCCCCACAGGUUGAAAAACAAACUUAUGUGUGUGUGAGAGAGAACGAGAACAGAGUCUGACUUCCCAAAUCUACUGCAGCUAACCAGCUAUGAGYUCCACACUGUCCCUGUCUUUUUAUACGAAAAAAAAAAUGGAAAAUCACAGCAGCUAUGAAAAACUUUGAAACAAAAAUAAAUGCUUGUAUGACCUUUUA